Molecule: messenger RNA, 897 nt
Organism: Geosmithia morbida
Lineage: Eukaryota; Fungi; Ascomycota; Sordariomycetes; Hypocreales; Bionectriaceae
Product: cytochrome-b5 reductase
Exons: 2
Biological process (GO): ergosterol biosynthetic process
Molecular function (GO): cytochrome-b5 reductase activity, acting on NAD(P)H
Source: RefSeq, a predicted model, not a curated record
GCCCGUAGCUACGCUACCGAGGUACCAAAGGGAGGUUCGUCAAACACCCUCCUGUACGCCGCCGGAGCUGCUGGUCUCGCCGGUGCGGGAUACUGGUAUUUUGCCGGUGCUGGCGUCGCCGCUGCCGCCACCGCCAACAAGGCUGCUGGAGGAGAUGCUUCUUCCAAAGCUCCGCCCAAGCCUGCCUUGACCGGAGACUUUGUCUCCCUCAAGCUGGCCGAGGUCGAGGAUGUCAACCACAACACCAAGAAGUUCCGCUUCGAGCUUCCGGAGCCUGACAUGGUGUCUGGCUUGACCGUUGCCAGUGCCGUCCUGGCAAAGUACAAGGACUCCCGCGGCCACCUCGACCUCCUGGUCAAGGCCUACCCCAACGGUCCGAUGAGCAACCACAUCCACAACCUCCAGCCCGGUCAGACCCUCGACAUCAAGGGUCCCCUCCCCAAGUACGCCUGGACCGAGAACAAGCACGACCACAUCGCCCUCGUGGCCGGCGGCACGGGCAUCACCCCCAUGUACCAGCUCAUCCGCGCCAUCUUCAACAACCCGGCCGACAAGACGAAGGUCACCCUCGUCUUCGGCAACGUCACCGAGGAGGACAUCCUUCUCAAGAAGGAGCUCCGUGAGCUCGAGAACCGUUACCCCCAGCGCUUCAGGGCCUUUUACGUCCUCGACAAACCCCCCUCCGGCUGGUCCGGCCACUCUGGCUUCAUCAACAAGGAUCUCCUCAAGACCGUCCUCCCCGAGCCCAAGGAGUCCAACAUCAAGGUCUUCGUCUGCGGUCCCCCGGGCCUCAUGAACACCAUCUCCGGUAACAAGGUCAGCCCCAAGGACCAGGGUGAGCUCACCGGCCAGCUCAAGGAGCUCGGCUACAGCCCUGACCAGGUCUACAAGUUCUAG